This is a messenger RNA of Mytilus californianus (California mussel), 2148 nucleotides long. Its product is annotated as alpha-amylase-like. NCBI's taxonomy places the organism in Eukaryota, Metazoa, Mollusca, Bivalvia, Mytilida, Mytilidae. The record is from RefSeq and is a predicted model, not a curated record. Gene Ontology annotation, molecular function: cation binding; alpha-amylase activity. The coding region runs from base 1 to 2148 and encodes 715 amino acids. The transcript is spliced from 7 exons. Gene Ontology annotation, biological process: carbohydrate metabolic process.
AUGUUGUACUGUUUCACCACUGUAUCAGUACUUGCCGAUUAUACUGACCCUCAAUGUGGUGGAAAACAAGCAAUUGUCCACUUAUUUGAGUGGAAAUUUUCUGACAUUGCAAAUGAAUGUGAAAGAUAUCUUGGAAAGAAAGGAUUUUGUGGUGUGCAGACCUCUCCUGUAAAUGAGUAUACCGUAAUUACGAAAGAAUACAUACGACCUUGGUGGGAACGUUAUCAGCCAGUCAGCUACAAAGUAGCAUCACGAAGUGGAAACGAGGCUGAAUUUAAAGAUAUGGUUGAUAGAUGUAAAAAUGUAGGUGUAAGGAUAUACGUCGAUGUUGUUAUAAACCACAUGGCGGGGCUAGGUAGAACUGGGAAGGGUACAGGCGGAUCAUCAUUUGAUUCAAGCAACUACGAUUUCCCUGGUGUCCCAUUUUCCCGCCAACAUUUCAAUGAUAAAGAUAAAUGUCCAUCUCAUGAUGGAAUGGUAAACAACUAUGGCGAUCCUAACAAUGUCCGAAACUGUUUUCUGGUCGGAUUGACGGACCUCGACCAGAGACAGGAAUACGUACGUAAUAAGAUAGCAGGCUUCUUCAAUCACCUAAUUGAUCUCGGGGUAGCUGGUUUUAGAGUAGACGCGGCCAAACAUAUGUGGCCUGGAGAUAUUUUAGCAAUUCAGAAACUUACAAAAGAUCUUCCUGAAGGGGGAAAGCCCUUCUUUUACCAUGAAGUUAUAGACCAAAAUGACGGUGCAAUCAAAGUCAAUGAAUAUUAUCCAAAUGGUCGUGUCACAGAAUUUAGAUUCUGUCAAAAAAUUGCACAAGGAGCACGUAACUUUGGAGAAUUAGGCGGCGUCUACGAUCCAGGAUGGGGCAUGGCUGAUUCUGCCCAUGCUUUCGUUUUUGUUGACAACCAUGACAACCAAAGAGGUCAUGGAGGUGGUGGAAAUAGAGUCACACAUAAAACUCCACGUGAUUACAAAAUAGCGGUUGCUUUCAUGUUAGCAAAUGACUAUGGAUUUCCUCGAAUAAUGAGUAGCUAUUACUUUGGAGAUGAUUCGUCACAAGGACCACCCCACAACUCGGAUUAUAGUAUAAAGGAUGUCACAAUAGAAAAUAACGGAAUGUGUGGUAACGGUUGGGUAUGUGAGCACCGAUGGAAUCCGAUUGGAAACAUGGUUGCUUUCCGAAAUGCUGUUACCGGAACAUCGAAAGUUCAUUGGAGAGACCAAAAUGAUCAAGUGUCUUUUGCAAGGGGGAACAAAGGAUUUUUUGCUAUGGCCAAACAGGGACAUAUGGACGAGACCUUACAAACUGGACUCCCUGCUGGAGAAUAUUGCAAUCUCAUAACUGACUGCAAAAAGAAGAUAACAGUCGACGGAAGCGGAAAUGCUCAUAUUGUUAUUGACAAUAGUGAAGAGCCAAUACUUGCAUUCAUCGUUGGUGGACCAUCCACACCUUCUAAUAAUGGAGUUCAUUCUGGUACGUCAAAUACUAACAGUUCCGGUUCCGGAAGCGGUACCGGCACUGGAAGUGGCACCGGAACAGGAAGCGGAAGUGGAAUAGUUUCUCCAACAAAUGGACCAGUUCCGAAAGGAUUUCAAAGAACCAUAAUUCUUUUCGAGGGACGAACAUCUCCUGGACAGGACUUGUUUAUAAGAGGCGGAAUAGAUGAAGGUCAUAGGCAAGGAUGCCAACAUACAGCUUCCUCUAGCGCAUGUGCAAUACCAAUAAAAAGUCAUGAUUUAGGAUCCAGCGACCACUUUGCAAAGUAUAAUGCCUGGCGACAAGGUGACUCUUACCUAGACUGGUACGGAGCAGAACCAGGACAAGGAGAUUAUCAUGGUCAAACUCCACAAGGAACACCAGCUGUUUGGACUACAAACCAACCUGGAAAACCCGGAUAUAAUGAACUUAACUCAUACGGAGAACAUUUCUGGUUAGUAGAUAUUGAAAUGGACUGCGACAAAACUGAAAAUGGAUGGUUCGAGGUAAAAGCCGUUAUUAAUAAUAACUGGGAGAGCAAUGUUCCCGGAAGCUCUUGUCACUAUGGAAACGUUCCAUAUAGAAGCCAGAACCACUGGGCAAGAUGUGGAAUGAAAAACGUGCUUCAUUUUAGUGCAGUCAACUGUGAAAUAUCUGAAAUACCAACAAGUUAA